Messenger RNA from Penicillium argentinense, 201 nucleotides. RefSeq lists its product as uncharacterized. The record is from RefSeq and is a predicted model, not a curated record. The transcript has 3 exons. NCBI's taxonomy places the organism in Eukaryota, Fungi, Ascomycota, Eurotiomycetes, Eurotiales, Aspergillaceae. Bases 1 to 201 code for a protein of 66 amino acids.
AUGCAGCUCUCCAACCUCAUGCUUGCUCUGGUAGCCAUUGGCGCCAGCCUGGGUCUCGCUGCUCCUUCACCUGAGAAGUAUAGUGCAGCUUCCGCUCAAGGUUGCCCUAAAGGUUGGGAGUUCUGCGGUAUUAAUAGGAAUGCAAUGGCACCUCUUGCAAGAUCGCCGGACUCAACCAUUCUGGUCAAGUGGGCAGCGUAA